Messenger RNA from Naumovozyma castellii, 3165 nucleotides. RefSeq lists its product as uncharacterized. The transcript has a single exon. The record is from RefSeq and is a predicted model, not a curated record. Bases 1 to 3165 code for a protein of 1054 amino acids. NCBI's taxonomy places the organism in Eukaryota, Fungi, Ascomycota, Saccharomycetes, Saccharomycetales, Saccharomycetaceae.
AUGAAUAUCGACUUAGACUUUGCUCACCACCUUGAUAUCCCUUUAUUGGACCAAGUGGUGGAUAAUUUCUACAACAAUUCAGGACCAGUUCAGCAAGAGGCUGGAGCCAUUUUGACCCGCUUUGAAGAAUCACCAGAUGCAUGGCAGACAGUUGACAAAAUCUUGGAAGGUUCCAAAAGCGUCCAAACCAAAUUUAUUGCUCUUUCAAUACUGAAUGAUCUAAUAAAGGUAAGAUGGAAGAUUUUGCCCGAAGUACAAAAAAUAGGUAUAAAGAACUUUAUGAUUGGAAUGAUACUAUCGAUUUCUCAAGAUGAAAGCUUAUUCCAUUCCCAUCGAGAGCUGAUAAAUAAAAGUGCUCUUACUUUGGUAGAAAUUUUGAAACAGGAAUUGCCUGAUAACUGGUCAAACUUCAUUCCUGAGCUAUGUGAAAGUGCUAACACUUCUUUGAAUAUUUGUGAAGUAACAAUGAUUAUUUUGAAAUUAUUAGCUGAAGAAGUUUUUGAUUUUGCAGAAGAGCAUAUGACUCGGGCGAAAACUCUACGUUUGAGAGAAUCGAUGUCCGAGGAAUUUCAACUAAUCUUCAACCUUUGUUUUAAUGUGCUUCGACAACCUGCUCCAUAUGAAUUACAAAACUUGUCGCUAAGUUGUUUACAAGAAUACUUGAUUUGGAUUUAUCUUUCACCCAUUCAAGAAGGAGAUCUCAUAGAGUUACUACUAUCCAAAUUCUUAAAAAAUCCCCAAACGAGCGUUGCCACUUUAAGAUGUUUGAAUGAGCUGGCAAAUCAUGGAACAUCGAGCACAAUUAUAUCGUCCAUACCUAAAAUAUUAAAUGAACUACGAACAGUUGUAGUGUAUGUGCCAACUGAGACUAAAUCAUUCAAUAAUAUACCUAACUCAAAUAUAGAUGGGGAAAUACUUUCCCAAGAAUGUACCACUACUUUGACAAAUAUUUUGGCAAAAUAUAGACCAUUAUUAGAAAGAAAUAAAAUUUUAGUUCCGAUCCUAGUUGCCGCUCAUGAAGAUUUGAUCCAAUUAUCCGAACGGAAUAUUAAACUCUCAUUACGGUACUGGUGUGACAUGGCUUCAGAUAUAUAUACUACCGAAGAACAAUCUCAAAUACAAAAUGCUCAUAAUUCAUCAAGGUUACACAAUUACCAAACAAAUAUGAAUUUACAAGAAUCGUUACGAAUAUACGAGAAAGUAUUCAAUGAUUUGGCUGUUCUAAUUAUUGAAAACAUGGAGGAACCACCGGAGUUGAUUUUCAUGGAAGAUGAGGUGGGCCAAAAUCAAUAUGAACAUAACGAGGAAACCCAAGAAACUGAGACGUAUAAUCUUGAAUGCAAUAUUAUCAUAUAUUUGACUCAUUUUAAUAGACAGAAUAUUGAAUUAAUUAUUCUAGAUGAACUGGAGAAACUUCGGUGUAAUCCAGUCUGGUCAGAAGGUAAAUUCAGUUCCUUAUGUUGGGCAAUAGGCGUCAUAUUUAAGACAUGCAAAGAAGAUUUUAAUGAUGUCUUCACAGGCAACGUAAUUGAUCAAUUAACAAAAUUGGUUGAAAAAAGGAAGGAUGAAUCAGAUGAACUACUCUGCGACUUGAACUUUAUAUAUACUAUACGUGAGUAUCCCCGUUUCCUGAACCAUAGAUUUGGGUAUCUAAAAGAGGUUAUAAUCAAACUUCUGGAAAUUAUGCGAACACACGAAGAGAUAUAUCAAAAUAGGGCAUCUGAUUACUUCUUUAAGAUUGUACAGGAUUGCCGACACGAAUUUCAAAGGGUCUAUCCACAGGAACCAGAACCAUUAAUUUCUUGGCUCAUAACGUAUAUUGAACCUUUAUUCGCUAACUUUGGAGCACUUCCACAAUAUAAAAUUGCAGAAGCAUGUGCUGUUGUCAUCAAUGAUGAAGAUAAUUCGAAUAGGAGAGAUGAACUUCUCCAGCAUCUAAUGUGCAUUCCAGAAAACCUGGAAUCCAAUCUCAACGGAAGUGAGCAGUCAUAUGAAAGGCUUUUUGCCAAUACCAAGACUAUAACAACAAUGACCAGCGUAAUAAGGUUUAAUAGGGCAUUGUGUUCUUCAUUAGGUGGAAACUUUUAUCCACAGUUUAAAAUUCUUUUUCCAACUUCUCUUCAAAAGUAUGAACAGGCCACGAAGCUGUUAGCUAAACAUCUCCAAAACUCUGGAACAACAAUAUUAUCGUCAGCCAUAGUUAGAAGCUUAAUUGUUUAUCGGAAGGAAAUUUUGAAAUUGAUCGAAACUUACAUUAAUGAAACUUCCAGUCUUUAUAUUGUUACUGAUAUAAUAGCUGAUCCGCUUGUAAGCAUCCUUCUGCAGACAUAUAUGACUUCACCAUUUUGUACUAAAGAUGCAGAGGCGCUGAGAUGUUUAGCAAUUUUGAUCAAAAAAGUUGGUCAUAUGAUCCAAGAAAGAGUAACAUUCAUUAUAGAAAGUCUUUUACAAUGCACCCUUGAUAUGCUCAAUGUAGAGUCAGUAGACUAUCCAGAAAACCGUUUAUAUUUUUAUUCCUUAUUAAGGGUUAUUACCAAGUAUUCUUUUGGGUCAUUAUUGGACUUAUCACCAUCAUCCAUCAAGUUAUAUUUUGAGUCUAUUUGUUUGUCAUUUCAAUAUAUUGAGACCAAAAUUGAGGCUGAUGGGAUAAACAUUGCACUAUCAUUAACAGAAAAGAUGAAUAAUCCUGAAAAUAGCCGGUUUACACAAACCUUUUACAAAGAAUAUUUCCAAAAAUUCGUCACAGCGGUAUUCAAUGCUUUGACUAAUCCAAAUCAUAGUUCAGUUUUUUCUGAACAAUCGAUUCUUCUGCUUAAUCUGAUCACACUGGCCAUCGAUGUCGAAACAGAAACUCCAAUUUUUGAUAAUACUAUCACUUUGCCUGCGUUUUCGAAUCAAGAAUAUCUACAAAAAUAUCUAUUCACUAUGUUUUCUACAGAAUUCCCUUAUUUGUCAAACGAACAGAUGUUGACUUUUCUCACAAUGCUCUUCAGAGAAUAUCAUCAGCCAGACAAAUUUAAAUGUACACUGAGAGAUUUCCUUGUUCAAGUGAAGGAGAUUGGUGGUGAUGCAUCAGACUAUUUAUUCAGUGAGGAAAGAGAGCAAGAACGUCUGCAAAGACAAAAUGAACAAAUGAGGAAACUUUCUUCAAUAGUAAAAAGCUGA